Chaetomium strumarium is the source of this 311-nucleotide messenger RNA. RefSeq lists its product as uncharacterized. Lineage: Eukaryota; Fungi; Ascomycota; Sordariomycetes; Sordariales; Chaetomiaceae. The record is from RefSeq and is a predicted model, not a curated record. The coding region runs from base 35 to 277 and encodes 80 amino acids. The transcript has a single exon.
CGGAAUACGAAUACAUGUCAGUCCCGUCGCUAAUAUGCACAGCCAGACAGCGGGCGCUCGCUUUUCAACAUUGACUCUAUUCGCGGCUUGGCACUCACGAUCCGCUUUCCGCGUCCCGCAACAUCGUCUGACCGCAACGGUUAAGACGAAACCUGGUAGGGUCCGUAGGGGCAAUUUGGGAAGCCGGAACAGCGUUUGUCGACCAGCCGAUGCCCUGACGGAGCCAAUAGCACCAUAUCUGAUUCGUCUCAUCAUACCGGACGGAUUGGGCACUUGAACAAUCAAGUUAGGUGCGUACAUCGGUUUAGCAC